CCCGCGCCGCCCGUCCGCGCCCUCCCGCUCCGGCCCCUCCCUUCCCUCCCUCCCUGGCGCAACAUGGCUGCGGCCGCCGCCUCCGCCUCCCAGGACGAGCUGAAUCAGCUUGAACGGGUCUUUUUACGACUUGGCCAUGCUGAAACAGAUGAACAAUUACAGAAUAUUAUAUCUAAAUUCCUUCCUCCUGUUUUGCUCAAACUGUCCAGCACCCAAGAAGGAGUACGCAAAAAGGUAAUGGAACUGCUGGUCCAUCUGAAUAAGCGUAUAAAAAGCCGCCCCAAAAUACAGCUCCCGGUAGAGACACUGUUGGUUCAAUACCAGGACCCUGCUGCAGUUUCCUUUGUCACAAAUUUUACUAUAAUUUAUGUUAAGAUGGGCUAUCCUCGCCUGCCAGUGGAAAAACAAUGUGAACUGGCCCCUACGCUUCUUACUGCCAUGGAAGGGAAGCCUCAGCCACAGCAGGAUAGCUUAAUGCAUCUUUUAAUACCAACCCUUUUUCACAUGAAAUACCCUGUUGAAUCAUCAAAAUCAGCUUCUCCGUUUAAUCUUGCUGAGAAACCAAAGACCGUGCAGCUGCUUUUGGACUUCAUGCUAGAUGUCCUUCUGAUGCCUUAUGGAUAUGUGUUAAAUGAAUCCCAGAGUCGCCAAAAUUCAUCUUCAGGACAGGGUUCUUCUUCAAAUAGUGGGGGAGGUUCUGGAAUACCCCAGCCUCCCCCAGGAAUGAGUUUUUAUGCAGCUAAGCGAGUUAUUGGUGAUAACCCGUGGACACCUGAACAGUUGGAACAGUGCAAAUUGGGUAUAGUGAAAUUCAUAGAAGCUGAACAGGUGCCUGAACUCGAAGCUGUUCUCCACUUGGUGAUUGCUUCUAGUGACACACGCCACAGCGUAGCGACAGCAGCGGACCUAGAAUUGAAAAGCAAGCAAAGCUUGAUUGACUGGAAUAAUCCUGCCAUCAUUAAUAAGAUGUACAAGGUAUACCUUGGAGAUAUACCACUGAAGACAAAAGAGGGAGCAGUUCUGAAACCAGAGCUGAAGAGGGACCCCGUCAGUACAAGGGUUAAGUUAAAGAUUGUCCCCCAUCUCCUUCGUUCUAGACAAGCUGCAGAAACGUUCCCAGCUAACAUCCAGGUGGUAUAUGAUGGACUUUUUGGUACAAAUACAAAUUCAAAAUUGAGAACAUUAUCCCUGCAGUUUGUGCAUCACAUUUGUAUAACUUGUCCAGAAAUCAAGAUUAAGCCAUUAGGUCCAAUGCUUUUGAAUGGCCUCACCAAGCUAAUCAAUGAAUAUAAAGAAGACCCUAAGCUACUGUCAAUGGCAUAUUCAGCUGUUGGAAAACUCUCCAGUCGAAUGCCCCAUUUAUUCACCAAGGAUAUAGCUCUUGUGCAGCAGCUUUUUGAAGCCCUUUGUAAGGAAGAGCCUGAGACUCGGCUUGCUAUUCAAGAAGCAUUGUCUAUGAUGGUGGGAGCUUAUAGUACUUUGGAGGGAGCACAGCGAACUCUCAUGGAGGCACUUGUGGCUUCGUACUUAAUAAAGCCUGAAGUUCAAGUUCGACAGGUGGCUGUGAAAUUUGCUAGCACGGUGUUUCCCUCAGAUCAUAUACCUUCCAGAUAUUUGCUCUUACUAGCUGCAGGAGAUCCACGGGAAGAAGUUCAUGGAGAAGCACAGCGAGUAUUAAGGUGUCUUCCUGGUAGAAACAGAAAAGAAAGUGCUUCUAAGCAGAUGCCUUCUUUCCCGGAAAUGGUGUAUUAUAUUCACGAAAAGGCUUCCCAUCGAAUGAAAACUCCAGCUAAGUACAUGACUGGGACUACUGUCCUUCCAUUUAACCCAGCAGCCUUUGGAGAGAUAGUCCUGUACUUGCGCAUGUGCCUAGCGCACAGUGCGGGAGUGGUGCCCACCUCCCAGAGUCUGGCUGAUAUGCAGGACCACGCCCCAGCCAUUGGACGCUACAUACGGACCUUGCUGUCAGGCGGUCAGGCGACAUCCUCAUCAUCUUCUUCCAAGAGUGGAGAAACCCACCCUGUUCAGAUCUACAUCGGCCUGCUUCAGCAGCUGUUGGCAGGUGUUGGAGGUUUGCCAGUCAUGUACUGUCUAUUGGAAGCUGUCUCCGUGUAUCCAGAAAAACUGGCUACCAAAUUUGUAGACAAAACAGAAUGGAUAAAGAGUCUGAUGAAUAGCAGUAAAGAAGAGAUGCGUGAACUGGCGGCAUUGUUUUAUUCUGUGGUGGUAUCUACAGUGUCGGGGAAUGAGUUGAAGUCAAUGAUAGAACAGCUUAUAAAGACCACAAAAGACAAUCAUAGCCCAGAGAUACAGCACGGAUCCUUGCUUGCGUUGGGAUUCACGGUAGGAAGAUACUUGGCCAAAAAGAAAAUGAGAAUGGCAGAGCAGCAGGACCUGGAGACAGAUGCCGAUUUCCUGCCGGAACAAGAGGAACUCAUUCAGAGUGCCACGGAAACAAUAGGCUCGUUUUUGGACAGUACGUCGCCCCUCCUGGCCAUUGCUGCCUGCACAGCCCUCGGGGAAAUUGGCAGGAAUGGUCCCCUCCCAAUCCCCAGUGAGGGAUCUGGCUUCACCAAAUCACAUCUUGUAGAAAGCUUACUGAAUAGAAUACCCUCCAGUAAAGAAACAAAUAAGAUGAAAGAACGAGCAAUCCAAACACUGGGGUAUUUUCCAGUUGGGGAUGGAGAUUUUCCUCACCAGAAACUCCUCUUGCAAGGUCUGAUGGAUUCUGUGGAGGCCAAGCAGAUCGAACUGCAGUUCACUAUCGGCGAAGCCCUCACCAGUGCUGCCGUGGGAACGAGCUCCGUGGCUGCCCGGGACGCCUGGCUGGUGACGGAGGAGGAAUAUACUCCCCCUGCUGGAGCCAAAGUGAAUGACGUGGUCCCCUGGGUAUUGGAUGUGAUUUUAAAUAAACAUAUCGUCAGCCCCAACCCACACGUGAGGCAAGCAGCCUGCAUCUGGCUCCUUUCCCUUGUGAGGAAGCUAAGUACUCAUAAAGAAGUGAAGUCUCACCUUAAAGAAAUUCAGAGUGCAUUUGUUUCCGUUUUGUCGGAAAAUGAUGAACUUAGCCAAGACGUUGCCUCAAAAGGCCUUGGGUUGGUGUAUGAACUGGGCAAUGAACAAGAUCAGCAGGAAUUGGUUUCUACACUUGUAGAGACACUUAUGACUGGCAAAAGAACUAAACAUGAAGUUUCUGGAGAGACAGUGGUAUUUCAAGGGGGAAGCCUUGGCAAAACACCCGAUGGCCAGGGCCUCUCUACUUACAAGGAGCUUUGUUCUCUGGCAAGUGAUCUUAGUCAGCCAGAUCUGGUGUAUAAAUUUAUGAAUUUAGCCAACCAUCAUGCAAUGUGGAACUCGAGGAAGGGUGCUGCUUUUGGUUUUAAUAUGAUUGCCUCCAGAGCUGGGGAACAGCUGGCUCCUUUCCUGCCUCAGCUGGUUCCCCGUCUUUAUCGUUACCAGUUUGAUCCCAACCUGGGCAUUCGACAGGCCAUGACAAGUAUUUGGAAUGCAUUGGUCACUGACAAAUCAACGGUGGAUAAAUAUUUGAAGGAAAUUCUUCAAGAUUUGGUUAAGAACCUUACCAGCAAUAUGUGGCGAGUUCGAGAAUCCAGCUGUUUAGCUCUGAAUGAUUUAUUGAGAGGAAGACCUCUAGAUGACAUCAUUGAUAAACUUCCAGAAAUUUGGGAAACUCUUUUUCGGGUACAAGAUGAUAUCAAGGAAUCUGUACGGAAAGCUGCAGAACUAGCUCUGAAAACUCUGAGCAAGGUUUGUGUGAAAAUGUGUGACCCCGCCAAAGGAGCAGCUGGCCAGAGAACCAUCGCGGUCCUUCUGCCUUGCCUUCUGGACAAAGGAAUGAUGAGUCCUGUGACAGAAGUUCGAGCUCUCAGCAUUAACACCCUUGUGAAGAUUAGCAAAAGUGCGGGAGCCAUGUUGAAACCACAUGCACCAAAACUCAUCCCAGCUCUGUUGGAAUCCUUAAGUGUACUGGAACCCCAGGUUCUCAAUUAUUUGAGCCUCCGGGCUACAGACCAAGAAAAGGCUGCGAUGGAUAGUGCUCGACUCAGUGCUGCCAAAUCCUCUCCCAUGAUGGAAACAAUCAACAUGUGCCUGCAAUAUCUUGAUGUGUCGGUGCUUGGUGAGCUCGUUCCUAGAUUAUGUGAAUUGAUCAGAAGUGGUGUGGGUCUUGGAACUAAGGGAGGCUGUGCCAGUGUCAUCGUGUCGUUAACGACUCAGUGUCCCCAGGACCUGACCCCUCACUCAGGUAAACUUAUGAGUGCUUUGCUUAGUGGCCUGACAGAUCGGAACAGUGUAAUUCAGAAAUCUUGUGCAUUUGCCAUGGGCCAUUUAGUUCGGACCUCGAGGGAUAGCAGCACUGAGAAACUCCUGCAGAAGCUUAAUGGCUGGUACAUGGAGAAAGAAGAACCCAUCUAUAAGACCUCUUGUGCUUUGACCAUCCAUGCUAUUGGACGGUACAGCCCCGACGUGCUGAAGAACCAUGCCAAAGAAGUGCUGCCUUUGGCAUUUCUGGGCAUGCAUGAGAUCGCCGAGGAGGAGAAAUCAGAGAAAGAAGAGUGUGACUUGUGGACUGAAGUGUGGCAGGAAAACGUACCUGGUUCCUUUGGUGGCAUUCGGUUAUACCUGCAGGAGUUGAUUACCAUUACCCAGAAGGCUUUGCAGUCUCAGUCUUGGAAAAUGAAAGCCCAGGGUGCAAUUGCCAUGGCAUCAAUUGCAAAACAAACCAGCUCCUUAGUACCUCCAUAUCUGGGAAUGAUCCUGACCGCAUUACUGCAAGGCCUAGCUGGAAGAACAUGGGCAGGAAAGGAAGAGCUGUUGAAAGCCAUUGCCUGUGUGGUGACAGCUUGCAGUGCAGAGCUGGAAAAGCCUGUGCCCAGUCAGCCCAGCACAAAGGAGAUUCUCCGGGCUGUUCUGAAGGAGUGUUGCAAAGAGAACCUUAAAUACAAGAUCGUAGCAAUCAGCUGUGCGGCGGAUGUCUUGAAGGCCACCAAAGAAGACAGAUUCCAGGAGUUUUCUGACAUUGUCAUACCUCUCAUCAAGAAGAACUCCCCUGAAAACACUGGCGUUCGGACAACCAAGAAUGAAGAUGAGAAUGAGAAGGAAAAGGAGCUGCAGCUGGAGUCUCUGCUGGGAGCCUUCGAGAGCCUGGGCAAAGCCUGGCCCCGAAAUGUGGAGACCCAACGUUGUUACCGUUGGGAGCUGUGCAAGUUGCUAUGUGACCGGCUAAAACUGAGCACGUGGAAAGUGCAGCUCGGAGUCCUACAGUCCAUGAACGCCUUUUUUCAGGGAUUAAUGAUUUUGGAAGAAGAACAUGCAGAUCCUGAGGCUUUGGCUGAAAUUCUCCUUGAAACUUGUAAAUCAAUCACUUACUCUUUAGAAAAUAAGACCUACUCAUCUGUGAGAACAGAAGCUUUAUCUGUGAUAGAAUUACUGCUUAAAAAACUUGAAGGUGUUGAUUCUCAGAGCACUCCCAAUUAA
Messenger RNA from Neomonachus schauinslandi (Hawaiian monk seal), 5493 nucleotides. It is a transcript of the gene ECPAS, whose product is annotated as Ecm29 proteasome adaptor and scaffold. Gene Ontology annotation, molecular function: molecular adaptor activity. Gene Ontology annotation, biological process: proteasome assembly. The record is from RefSeq and is a predicted model, not a curated record. Gene Ontology annotation, cellular component: cytoplasm; nucleus. The transcript has 49 exons. Lineage: Eukaryota; Metazoa; Chordata; Mammalia; Carnivora; Phocidae. Bases 64 to 5493 code for a protein of 1809 amino acids.